AUGGAAGAGUUUCCACUGGGAAACACGGUGACCAAAGGGCCGAGGGCGGCUCUGGUGCCAAUCUUCUCCUUUGGGGAGAAUGACAUAUUUGACCAGGUAGAGAACUCACCUGGCUCCUGGCUGCGCUGGGGCCAGGACCGGCUACAGAGGAUCAUGGGGCUCUCCCUCCCGCUCUUCCAUGGCCGCGGUGUCUUCCAGCACAGCUUUGGUUUUCUGCCCUACCGCCGGCCCAUCACCACCGUGGUGGGGACGCCCAUCGAGGUGCAGAAGACACCGAAUCCCUCGCAGGAGGAGGUGGACGGGCUGCACCAGCGCUACCUGAAGGAGCUGUCCAGGCUCUUUGAAGCCCACAAGCUCAAGUACAACGUCCCCAGCGACCAACACUUGGAGUUCUGCUGAGCGCCCGGGGGAGGCACCCAGCCCUCCUCAGCACUGGCAUUAGGGAGCCCAGAGGGAGGAGCCGUGGUCCCAGGAGGCUUCCUGGAGGAGGUGUCUGCUGAACCCAUCCCCAGAGCCUUCACGGACUGCGGUGCUGAUUUCCAGCCCAAGGCCGUCCCCGAGUCCCAGCUGGCAGCGUGCCAGAGGAGGGCAUCGGUCACUUGCCCUCCUGCUGUGAGUCUGGAGCAUGAAGCCCACACCCUGCUCUGCCCACGUGAGAAAUGGGAGAGAUGCCGGGAGAGAAUGGUGUCUGGGGUCUCUGUCCUCUGUGGUCCUGUCACUCGGUGGGCAGGAAAAAGAGCAGCUCCAAUGACCAGGUUUGUCUUCCGGCCCAGCCCCGUGCAGCACCUGCAUUCUCUCCCCAAAUAAAAGCCAGCUGCUUGCAAUGA
Molecule: messenger RNA, 827 nt
Organism: Phacochoerus africanus (Common warthog)
Lineage: Eukaryota; Metazoa; Chordata; Mammalia; Artiodactyla; Suidae
Product: 2-acylglycerol O-acyltransferase 2-like
Exons: 3
Coding region: 1-399 (132 amino acids)
Biological process (GO): diacylglycerol biosynthetic process; triglyceride biosynthetic process
Cellular component (GO): endoplasmic reticulum membrane
Molecular function (GO): diacylglycerol O-acyltransferase activity; 2-acylglycerol O-acyltransferase activity
Source: RefSeq, a predicted model, not a curated record